AUGAGCAACUCAAAUUCUCCUGUUCCAGUUCAUUCAGAAGAAUAUCAAGAUGGGAAACGAAAACGAAUUAAAAAACCGAAAUCUCAAGCAGGCAGUGAAGAUGAAAGUUCUGCGGAGGAGCUGGCAACGCAGAGUCAACCACAAGAUUCAUCCAAAGAAGUUAUUCCAUACUGUGGAUCAGAGGUUAUGGGCAGAGAUGAUGCAACUGCAGAUGUGCCUGAAACGGGUACCUGCCACUUGACUGAACAUCCAAGAUGGUGGAUACGAAAAGAUGAUGAAUUCUUUCAUUUUGUCAUUGUUUGCUUUGCGGUUGGAACCUUAUUAGUUUGCUUUUACAAAUAUAAAGACUGGACAGUUUCUGUUGGUGUUGGUUUGAUUACCUUUGCAGCCCUGGAAACAACUGGAAUAUAUUUUGGCCUAGUGUGUCGUAUUCGUGCUCUCAUGGAUACUUUUAUGCCCCUGCUUAGGAGAGUCAGACUACCUGGUAAUAAGAUAUUCUUAUUGUGCUUUCACCCAAUUCCACAAUACAUCUGA
This is a messenger RNA of Euleptes europaea (tarantolino), 534 nucleotides long. RefSeq names its product transmembrane protein 40 (gene TMEM40). The transcript is spliced from 8 exons. The coding region runs from base 1 to 534 and encodes 177 amino acids. The record is from RefSeq and is a predicted model, not a curated record. NCBI's taxonomy places the organism in Eukaryota, Metazoa, Chordata, Lepidosauria, Squamata, Sphaerodactylidae.